This is a messenger RNA of Armigeres subalbatus, 3102 nucleotides long. RefSeq names its product helix-loop-helix protein delilah (gene tx). NCBI's taxonomy places the organism in Eukaryota, Metazoa, Arthropoda, Insecta, Diptera, Culicidae. The transcript is spliced from 3 exons. Gene Ontology annotation, cellular component: nucleus. The record is from RefSeq and is a predicted model, not a curated record. Gene Ontology annotation, molecular function: E-box binding; protein dimerization activity; DNA-binding transcription factor activity, RNA polymerase II-specific. Bases 1447 to 2532 code for a protein of 361 amino acids. Gene Ontology annotation, biological process: axon development; sensory organ development; positive regulation of transcription by RNA polymerase II.
UAGGACGAUUAUCUGAUCUGAAGGUUUUCUGAUUUUGCGUUCGGUUUGUGGCAUCUUACAGAGUCAAAGACGGUUACGAGUUGAGCGUGGGUCGUGGGCGAUCAGCUGAGCGCUUUGCUUUGGAGCUUCUUUCUUUCCUCUGCGGUCGGCGAAGGUGGUUGUUACGUGCUGUGAGUUUGCUGAAGAACGACUCUCAACGCGGGCGGUAGCUCAAGAAGGAAACCGAAAGUGGUGGUUCACCUACGCGUGCCGCCGCUUAGAUUUCGUUCGUAGAUUUGAGAUCAAGUGGGUCUACGAGUGGUUGGACCUGGCGCCGUAUGUCUGCGUGGUGUAGGCCGUUUGCUUUGAGGUUCGGAAAAAAAUGUUUAUUUUUUCGGGCUGAAGAUCCAAGCAAUUUUGAGAAUCUUGUGAGAUCCAGAUAGCAGCAGCCCAACCGCGAACUGCAGAAUCGAAACGGUUGUUGGACACACGCCAGAUCUGAUCGAUGGAAGAAAGGAAAACACGGUUAGUGAAUUAAUAAUUUACAUACUCAAGUGCGGGGUGUAUUCCAGAUAUUGAAGGAAGAAGAAGAAGACGAAGACCUCACAGAGGGAGGAAAGUGUUUCAUAUUUCGAUUCAGCCAGGUCUGGGUAGUGGAUUGUGUUGGCUGGUGAGGCGUGGAAUACACGAGUCCACAGGGCAGACGGGAGCGAUAACUGAUCGCCGAAGUCUUGCCAAGUGCAUGCCGAUCCUGGAACCGGACUGGACCAACGAGAGUGAAGUACCCACCGGCGGCGAGCGCAUAUAAAAGUGGCUAUAAGUUGCAAAAUUUUAAUAAACAGCGCAUACGAUUAUCUCUGGUUAAUCUCCGCCCGACGAGGGAUUUUUCGCUGCCGCGAUUGCUCGGGGUAGUGGAUCGGUGCGACGAUGCCGUGGUCGGGUCAGUGACAGCAGAAGAUACUCAGUACUCAGGUGCGCUGCCAGAGCCAGAGCAGCGUUCGAAAAGUGAAGUAGAGUCGUUAAUAAUUUUAAAAGAUCAUUUGCGUGGAUUGCAGCCCGGGCUUGUCGUGUGCAAAAAGUGACCGUGAAGCGAUAAGAGGUAUAAGAAGACGAAAAAACGAUGGAGAAGAAACCGAUAAACCGAGGUUGAAGCGAAACAAAAUCAAAAUAAAACAGAAGCACGGAUAGUUUGGACGAUAAUUCAGAAAGGAGGCAAAAGGCAAAGGAAGAGCAGUGAACAGAUAUUUAUCGAAAAAUUAAAUUAUCGAUUCGUUGGUUGGAUUGAAGAUUGCUGGAAGGUACUUAACAACCGAGGGCUACCGAGAUAACCAUCCCAGCUGAGGUUCUUGCAUUCACUGAGCGCCUACGUAGCUCAGCCGCGUGGUCGUCAGCUGAUAAGAGCACACGAUGGAUUCAUUAUGAACAUGAUUUGAGCUACAAUCAACCCAUCCUCGGAGAGUGCCAAUAAUGCAUCACACCAUAUCGGUCCAUAAUUUCAACCAGUCACCAAUCAUGGGUUUUGCCGAUCCCAAUAACAACAGCUCCGUGGGAUCCUUCAGCGGCAGCGACGAUGCCACUAAGAAAGACGAAAAGUACUCGCUCCGGCAGCGACAGUCGCGCCGAUCAACUCCUGCUACCAAGCCGGAAAAGAAAACUAUCCCUAAAGAGAAACCCAAACAAAAAGCUCCUCCAUUGAGCAAGUACCGACGGAAAACAGCCAAUGCCCGAGAGCGAACCCGUAUGCGAGAAAUAAAUAGUGCCUUCGAGAACCUCCGAAAAGCGGUCCCCGUAUCGGUUGCCGGCACAAGCGGGAACACCUCCCCGGUAAGCUCACCCGGUCAGUCCGGCGGGGGAAACAGCUCGAACGAAAAGCUCACCAAGAUCACCACGCUACGUAUGGCCAUGAAGUACAUUCGGAUACUGAGCGACAUUUUGAACAACACCACCGAGGGCCACCUGGCGAUGGACAACAACAACGAUCUUGACAUGAUCAAUCAUAACGAAAUCGAACGGGAGGUGAUGCUGAAGGGAAUGCUCCUCAACGAAGCCAUGUUCCAGCCGAUUCUCAGCCCCCAACCCGCGAAACAAGCAGAGAAAAGCCCCAGUAGGAAAACCAACUCGUCCUCCACCGCUUCCAAGAAGAAACCCAAGAAAUCCAACUCCAAAUCCAGUCCACCGAAACGAACCGCCAGUGCGCGUCCCAAGCGAACCGCCAGCAAAGUGGAAGACAAGGCUCCCAGUUUAUACCCGAAGGACGAUCUGGUGGACUUGGGUAUGAUGCUCGACUCGGACAACGACGAUUCGCUUCAUCUGUCGGAGCCUUGCCUCAGUCCGCUGCAGCCGGGCAACGGGCUCAAGCAGACCUUCAACAGCUGCAACACCACCGGCGCGAACGACUUGGAGUUCGGUCUGUUUCUCGAGUCGGACGCCGACUCGCUGCAGCUGUCGGAACCUUGCCUCAGCCCGCUGAGCCACCUGGACUCGCUAAAUCCGUUCAACGAUCUGCUGCAUACGGGGUUCAACGAGCAAACGGCCCUGGAGCUGUACUUAUAACAUUCGGAGUCCGAUGGUGGUCGGCUCGGGGGUAGCAGGUAACUUGCGGCAGCCCAUCAGUGAUAGAGCAAAAUGACAAUUCCUCUUAGAUUGUAGGCUAGACGGCGUAAGAUUAGUCGGUAGUGCUAGAGAAUUCAAUGAUCCUGUUAUUUAUUCUCAAUGUGUCAUAUUAGCUAAGGAAAUCCGCAGACGGUUGUAUUUAUGUAUAGAAAGGUAGAUGAACGUAGGCAUUAGUAGCUUCCAUGCACGAAAAACAAACAACGCAAUAGCCAGAAACCGAUCGCCAGUCGAUUAGCAGUCAUCACAAAAUAUAAAAUAGCUAGGCAUGAUCGGAUAGAGAGUGGAAAGCAUCAUGAUUAUCGGUUUUAAUUGAAUGAGUGAGUGAUGCUGGGUCGGUCAUUUUCCAAUCUAGGCCUGUUGGAUAUCAUUGUAAUUGGCUGCAUUUAGUUCUCUUGAACUUAUUUACUGUUCUUUCAUUGUCGCAGGUAGGGCUUCCAAUUUUCCCGGGAAUAAACAUCCCGAGAAACGGGAAACGGGAAAUGAAACAGUAACUUGUGGGCUUCGUGGCCG